ACUCUGCUUAAUUUCUGAAAUAAAUUUUAAAUAAAUAAAAGAAACAGAACCCUAAACCCUCCUUCGUCUUCUCCUCACUCUCAACCGCUCCACCACCUUCUACGCCGGCCUUCCUAUCGCCGCCGACACUCUCCGGUUCAGUGCUGUCGCAGCUUUCUGUCUACGUUUGUUCAUUCGAAGUUUUUCCGAUAUCCAUGGCUGUCAUUGCAAGUGCUGAAGAUCAAUCUCACAAGGCCCAUAGGUCUCGUAAAUCGGGUCCCAACGCAAAGAAGAAAUCAGUGAAUGAUAAAGGGAAGAAGGAGGAAGUUUCUGAGAAUGAUAGAAAGCGGAAUCCCAAGGCCUUUGCUUUUAAUUCGUCAGUUAAAGCCAAGCGUCUGCAAGCUCGUUCUGUUGAGAAAGAGCAACGUAGGCUUCAUGUUCCUGUAAUUGAUCGUUGUUAUGGUGAACCGGCUCCAUACGUUAUUGUUGUACAAGGACCUCCCCAGGUUGGGAAGUCUCUAUUAAUAAAGUCUCUUGUUAAGCAUUACACCAAACAUAAUUUACCUGAUGUUCGUGGGCCGAUUACAAUUGUGUCAGGUAAACAAAGGCGUUUACAGUUUGUUGAGUGCCCAAAUGAAAUCAAUGGGAUGAUUGACGCAGCAAAGUUUGCUGAUUUGACUUUGCUUCUAAUUGAUGGUGCUUACGGGUUUGAGAUGGAGACUUUUGAGUUUCUCAACAUUUUGCAUAAUCAUGGACUUCCAAAAGUUAUGGGAGUUCUCACGCACCUUGACAAAUUUAAGGAUGCAAAAAAAUUAAGGAAAACAAAGCAGCGUCUUAAACAUCGUUUUUGGACAGAGAUACGUACUGGAGCAAAAUUAUUUUAUUUAUCUGGGCUUAUACAUGGGAAAUACCCUAAACGUGAGGUACACAAUCUUGCUCGGUUUAUCUCUGUGAUGAAGUUCCAGCCUCUGUCUUGGCGUACCAACCAUCCAUAUGUUUUAGUAGACAGAUUUGAAGAUGUCACUCCACCUGAAAGAGUGCAUAGAAACAAUAAAUGUGAUAGAAAUAUCACACUUUAUGGUUAUCUUCGAGGUUGUAAUUUGAAGUAUGGAACUAAGGUUCACAUUGCUGGUGUGGGUGAUUUUGAAUUGGCUAGUGUAACCAAUUUGGCUGAUCCUUGUCCUUUGCCAUCUGCUGCCAAAAAGAAAGGUCUACGUGAUAAGGAGAAAUUGUUUUAUGCUCCUAUGUCUGGGCUUGGGGAUCUCUUGUAUGACAAGGAUGCUGUUUAUAUAAAUAUCAAUGACCAUUUUGUUCAGUAUUCCAAAGUUGAUGAUGACAAAGACGUACUUACAGGAAAAGGUAAGGAUCAAGAUGUGGGUGAGGCUUUGGUGAAGUCUCUCCAGAGCACAAAAUAUUCAGUUGAUGAAAAGUUAGAGAAGAGCUUCAUUUCUCUUUUUGGGAGACAACCUGACAACUCAUCUGGAGCUAGGAAUGAUGCAAACAAUACACUUCAGAAUUCAAAUGGGAUUCAUGAAAUUGAGUUGUCCGAGCAAUACCAGCCUGGGUCUCUGAAUGUUGAUAGGCCUGGUGUGGCACAUGAUGCCGAUGAUUCAGAGUCUUCAGAUGAAGAUGACCUUAACAAGAGAAAGGCUAAAUUUGAAAAUGUGGGCACUGAUGAUGAAGAAUAUAAUGAUUUAUUAGAUGAGAAUUCCCCGGUUGAAAACCAUAUGAAGGAACAUGUUGAAUUUCAUGAAGGGAGGUUUAGGAGGAAAGCUGUUUUCGGAAAUGAUGUCGACUCUGAUGAUCUCAUGGAUUCAGAUGAAGAAGGUGAUGAUGGCGAUGACAGUGAUGUUAAUGAUCAAAAAAUGUCGGAUGAUGAUGAAGGUGAUGAGCAAGACGAUGCUGGCAUGGGUAACACAUCAAAGUGGAAAGAGCCUUUGAGUGAAAGGACCAGGUCUAGGCAACAUUUGAAUCUCAUGAAACUUGUGUACGGAAAAUCCACGGAUAUAUCUACUACCUCAAGCAAUGAAGCACAUGAUACUUCUGAUGAAGAAAAUGAUGGGGGUGAUUUUUUUACGCCUGUAGGCAGAAUAAAUAAGAACGACAGUGAGGUAGUGGAUGGUGAAAAUGCCAAUUCUGAGGAUUGUUCCAAACAUUUCAAAAUUUCCAAUGAUCUUGAUAUCGAAAGCAUACGUGACCGAUUCGUCACGGGUGAUUGGUCGAAAGCUGCUCUCAGAAAUAAAUCUUCUGAAGUCAUUGAAGAUGAUGAUAGUGUUUUUGCUGAUUUUGAAGAUUUAGAAACUGGUGAGAAGUAUGAGAGUUAUCAUGCUGAGAAUACUACUGAUGCAACGGUUCAAACAACAGAGGACUCAACAAUUGAGGAGCGCAGGCUUAAAAAGCUUGCUCGUCGUGCACAGUUUGAUGCUACAUAUGAUGGAUCUAAGGUAGCAGAGGAUGGAAGUGAUAAAGAAGAUGAGGCCAAUGGAAGUGACUAUCACGACAAGAUGAAGGAGGAAAUAGAAAUUAGGAAACAGAGGAAUAAGGCUGAACUUGAUAAUAUUGAUGAAGCCUUCCGAUUGAGGAUUGAGGGAUUCCAAUCUGGGACAUACGUAAGAUUGGAAGUUCAUGGUGUUUCUUGCGAGAUGGUCGAACAUUUUGAUCCUUGCCAGCCUAUUUUGGUUGGAGGAAUUGGUCCUGGGGAGGACGAUGUUGGAUACAUGCAGGUCAGACUAAAACGACAUAGGUGGUAUAAGAAGGUACUGAAAACUAGAGAUCCAUUAAUUUUUUCUAUUGGAUGGAGACGGUACCAGAGUACCCCUGUUUAUGCAAUUGAGGAUUCAAACGGGAGGCACCGCAUGCUUAAAUAUACACCUGAGCAUAUGCACUGUCUAGCAAUGUUCUGGGGUCCUCUGGCCCCUCCUAACACGGGAGUUAUUGCUGUUCAAACUUUAUCUAGCAACAUUCAGACAUCAUUCAGGAUAGCGGCAACAGCUACUGUGCUCCAGUCGAAUCAUGAAGAACGGGUGGUCAAGAAAAUCAAACUAGUUGGGUAUCCAUGCAAAAUUUUUAAGAAGACAGCACUUAUAAAAGACAUGUUUACUUCAGACCUUGAAAUAGCUCGUUUUGAAGGUGCCUCUGUUCGAACUGUCAGUGGUAUCCGGGGUCAGGUCAAGAAGGCUGCAAAAGAGGAGAUUGGUAACCAGCCGAAAAAGAAAGGAGGACCACCCAAGGAAGGAAUUGCUAGAUGUACCUUUGAGGACAAGAUUCGGAUGAGUGACAUAGUUUUCCUGCGUGCAUGGACUAAAGUUGAAGUUCCUAAAUUCUACAACCCGCUGACAACAGCAUUGCAACCCCGUGAUCGAGUAUGGCAAGGGAUGAAAACUGUGGCCGAACUUAGGAAAGAACAUAAUCUUCCCAUUCCUGUGAACAAGGAUUCACUCUACAAGCCAAUUGAGAGGCAGAAACGGAAGUUCAAUCCACUGGUAAUUCCCAAAUCAUUGCAAGCAGCCUUGCCAUUUAAAUCAAAACCAAAGAACACACCUAGUCAGCUGAGGCCACUUCUCGAAAAGCGAAGAGCUGUCAUCAUGGAGCCUCGCGAUCGGAAAGUUCAUGCUCUUGUUCAGCAGCUUCAACUUAUGAGACAUGAGAAAAUGAAGAAACGAAAGCUCAAAGAAGAGAAGAAGAGGAAAGAGCUGGAAGCCGAGCAUGCCAAAACCGAGCAGUUGUCUAAAAAGCGGCAAAGAGAAGAACGACGGGAGAGAUAUAGAGAACAAGAUAAACUGAAGAAGAAAAUUCGAAGAAGUGAAUGAGACUUGUCGAUAUUAAUUGCUUGGUGCGUGGCCUUGUUACAUAAUUGAGAUUCACCCAAUAGGUUCGUCAAAUAUAUUUAUUUAGAGAUUUUUCUACAUGUAUCUUAGAAGUAGUUAAGUGAUUUUUCUGCAAGCACCCUUUUGAGUGCUUUAGAAUUUUCAAAUCACUUAUGCAUAUCACAUGACCAAGCACCAAGAAAAUUUUGUAUAAUGCUUUUAAUGAUAUAAUUUUCUUUUAUUAUUAUCCUUUAAGUUAUGUCAAACUUUGUAAUCAUGUUGAAAUGACGAAAUCCAUUAUGAAUGUUUGUAAGUUGCAAAA
Molecule: messenger RNA, 4107 nt
Organism: Cucumis melo (muskmelon)
Lineage: Eukaryota; Viridiplantae; Streptophyta; Magnoliopsida; Cucurbitales; Cucurbitaceae
Exons: 19
Coding region: 195-3788 (1197 amino acids)
Biological process (GO): endonucleolytic cleavage of tricistronic rRNA transcript (SSU-rRNA, 5.8S rRNA, LSU-rRNA); maturation of SSU-rRNA from tricistronic rRNA transcript (SSU-rRNA, 5.8S rRNA, LSU-rRNA); ribosome biogenesis
Cellular component (GO): nucleus; 90S preribosome
Molecular function (GO): GTP binding; U3 snoRNA binding; GTPase activity
Source: RefSeq, a predicted model, not a curated record